This is a messenger RNA of Acanthoscelides obtectus, 2271 nucleotides long. Lineage: Eukaryota; Metazoa; Arthropoda; Insecta; Coleoptera; Chrysomelidae. The record is from the annotation of a GenBank genome assembly.
GUCACACUUGACACAACAAUUAACACUUCAGAUGCAUUAUCUGACCUAGAUAAUAAACUAUGGUUCUAGAUGUUGAAUCCAACACUAACCAUCACAAUUUUCACUAUUUUGGCAGCAUCUCAUGCUAAUAAGACAGUAGACGAACAAGGAUUUAUCGGACAUUUAACAACAUCGUUUAUCAACAUUGUUGGAUUGCUGACGAAAGUUUCUCAUAAGUAUCCUAAUCCAAAAGGGUGUUUAAAAGAAGACAACGAAUUUGACUUCAUAAUUGUGGGUUCUGGGCCAAGCGGAUCCGUUUUAGCUAACCGGCUGUCCGAAGAAGAAUGUUGGCAAAUUCUGCUACUGGAAGCUGGGAACGAAGCAUGUCCGAUCACAGAAGUGCCACUUUUAUGCGGUACACUAGAAUUUUCAAAAUACAAUUGGGGUUAUAAAUCUGAAAAAAUGGAUGGCUUUUGUACAGGUUGCAUAGAUGGUAGAAUGCAACUUCCUCACGGAAAGGCGCUUGGUGGCAGCUCAGUUAUAAAUUACAUGAUCUACAUGAGGGGCAACAAGUUGGAUUACGACAGAUGGGAAGCGAUGGGAAAUCCAGGAUGGUCCUACAAAGAUAUAUUUCCAUACUUCUUGACGGCCGAAGAUGCUAACAUUACGGGAUACAAAGACGCUGGAUAUCACAAAAAAGGCGGGUAUUUGGGAGUCAGUGAUGUGACGUAUAGGUCUAGAGCAGCUUAUGCCUACGUAGAGGCUGCUCAAGAAGCCGGGCACCGAUUUGUGGAUUAUAACGGAAGAGGCCAAGUUGGGGUAUCCUACGUACAGACGACCACCAAGGGAGGAAAAAGGGUGAGCGCAGAAAGUGCAUUUCUUCGUCCUAUUCGAAACAGGACAAAUCUGUUCAUACGAACUGGAUCCCAAGUGACAAAGGUUCUCAUAGAGCCUGGAUCAAAUAAAGCUUAUGGUGUCGAAUUUGUACGAAACGGCAAAAAAUACAAAGCAGUUGCUAGAAAAGAGGUCAUUGUAUCUGCUGGUGGCUUCAAUUCGCCUCAAUUGUUGAUGUUGUCGGGGAUUGGACCGAAGAACCAUCUGCAGGAAGUUGGCAUACCAGUAAUCAAAGACCUUCCGGUUGGUGAAACACUGUAUGAUCAUCCUGUAUUUGCCGGUAUUAUAUUCACUGUGAACGAGAGUAUUGUCUUAGAUCUCAAAAGUACUAUACUAGAUCCUGAUUCGUACGUUGAAUAUCUUCAGAGAGGUUCUGGGCCCUUAACGGUCAUUGGUGGUGUAGAAGCACUAACGUUCAUAAAUACAAAUAUAUCAGAUGACUCAGAUCCAAGAUUGCCAGAUGUUGAGCUAAUUUUCAUAGGUGGUUCCCUCAGUGUAGAUCAUGGAGUUAUUCUAAGGAGACUACUUAAUAUUCCAAGAGCUACAUACGACGUAAUGUGGAAACCUUUAGAAGGAAAACAAACUUUUCAGGUAUUUCCAAUGCUAUUUCAUCCAAAAUCAAAAGGUUAUAUGAAGCUACGGUCGAGCAAUCCUUUUGAUCCACCGAAGUUUUAUCUCAACUAUUUUUCUGAUCCAGAACACAUCGAUAUUGAGAAUAUGAUUGCUGGUAUAAGAGAGAUACAGAGAAUAGUAGAAUUUCCUGCAAUGCAGAAGUUUGGAGCUACGAUUGUGGAUACACCAAUACCAGGGUGUGAGCAUUACGCUUUCGACUCAGACGCAUACUGGGAAUGUGGUCUACGCACUCUUAUAGGCAGUCUGUAUCACCAAGUGGGCACUUGUAAAAUGGGUCCGCGUGAAGACAAAGAAGCCGUGGUUGACUCAAGACUUCGGGUGCAUGGAAUAAAGAACUUGCGCGUGGCUGACACCAGUAUCAUUCCAUUGCCUGUGACUGCGCACACUGUCGAACCUGCGUAUGUGGUUGGAGAAAGAGGGGCUGACUUGAUCAAGCAGGAUUGGGGCGUGCUGUGAUCUAUGAUAUUUUCAGUUUUGUAUAGUAUGUAGAUUGUUUAUUGGGCCUUUUGCCCCUGUUGAGUAUGCCCGUAACUGGAUGCAAGCAAAUUUGUAAUUGACUUUGAAUAGCCUAUUCAAAAACACCGAAAGUAUUUUCAUCCGCGGUAUGCAUUGCAUCAGGUCAAAUCAAGUAUUUAUCUUUAAGACAGAGAAUAUCUUCGCUUUAAUGCAGCAGCUCGUAGCAGCUAUCCAAGAAUGUUGUUUUUGAAGAUUUUAUUUUUGUUUUACAUGAUAAAAAAAGAUAUUUCAAUAAAAAGUAUACCAACG